Molecule: messenger RNA, 534 nt
Organism: Rodentolepis nana
Lineage: Eukaryota; Metazoa; Platyhelminthes; Cestoda; Cyclophyllidea; Hymenolepididae
Source: the annotation of a GenBank genome assembly
AUGACCAGAAAAAAGUUUGUACCUCUUUUCACUGAGAGUGGAACUGGUAAUCGUAUGGUUGCUGUUUUGCCCGGCCGUCAUCCAUGUCAAUGUCUAGCAGUUCGUCACUCUCUUGUAGCAAACUGUACUAGCUGCGGUCGUGUAGUUUGUGAGCAGGAGGGACAGGGCCCCUGCUACUUUUGUGGGAAUUUAGUAUUGUCUGUGGAGGAUAGAAAAAAUGCAGAAGCGAAUACCAACGCUGCACGGAGGUUUAUUGAAAAAAUUCGAUCGGUGCCAUGGGCUCCUGGCACACCGCCGCCUCCUUGGACCAUCACGCGAAAGCUCUAUCGGCGUUACGGUUCUCGAUUGAAGAACAAACCAAUGAAAGAAGAGAGUGAAAUGUUUGAGAGUGGACAUGAAAAUCCAUUGAAUGAAUCCGAACCUGAGGGACAGGGAGAUUGGCUGGACGAUGAAGCAGAAAUGGAACAUCCUCAAAAUGCUAAUGCUCAGAGUCGUCUAGAGGAAGGCAUGGAAUUUUUAUUACCUUGUUACUAG